This is a messenger RNA of Staurois parvus, 378 nucleotides long. The record is from the annotation of a GenBank genome assembly. Lineage: Eukaryota; Metazoa; Chordata; Amphibia; Anura; Ranidae.
CUAGGGCAGGGGUGUCAAACUGGGGGCCCUCCAGCUGUUGCGAAACUACAAGUGCCAUCACGCUUCUGCCUUUGGCAGUCAUGCUUGUAACUGUCAAUCUUGCAAUGCCUCAUGGGACUUGUAGUUUGGCAACAGCUGGAGAGCUGCCAGUUUGACACCCGUGUUCUAGGGGAACGUUUGUUUCUCAAAGGAAGACCUUUACCCAUCAGGAAGACCAUCAUGCUUCUGCCUUUGGAAGUCAUGCUUGUAACUGCCAAUCUUGCAAUGCCUCAUGGGACUUGUAGAUUGGCAACAGCUGUAGGGCUGCCAGUUUGACACCCGUGUUCUAGGGGAACUUUUGUUUCUCAAAGGUGUUUAGACAAAUUCCAAAACCCAGGA